This is a messenger RNA of Penicillium bovifimosum, 1923 nucleotides long. RefSeq names its product Transketolase C-terminal/Pyruvate-ferredoxin oxidoreductase domain II. Bases 1 to 1923 code for a protein of 640 amino acids. The transcript has a single exon. NCBI's taxonomy places the organism in Eukaryota, Fungi, Ascomycota, Eurotiomycetes, Eurotiales, Aspergillaceae. Gene Ontology annotation, molecular function: catalytic activity. The record is from RefSeq and is a predicted model, not a curated record.
AUGAGUAGCAAUACAUUCCCCGUCGAUCUCAAGCAGUUCAAGCAUCUCAAGCUUGACCCGAAAACCACACAGCUAUCAGCCCAACAAAAGAGCGAUCUGCAACACAACAUCAACAUCUUCAGAGAUGCCCUCAUUGCUUUCACAGCAACAGGUGCUGCCCGCGGCGUCUCAGGCCACACUGGCGGUCCCUUCGACACCGCCCCGGAAGUCUGCAUUUUGCUCGCAUUCAUGAACGCCAACCCCAAUAAAUGGGUCGAUGCUCUGUACGACGAGGCCGGCCACCGUGUCGCUACACAAUAUCUGCUCGCCGCGUUGGACGGCAAGAUCGCACCAGAUGACCUGUUGAAGUACCGUGCCGCUGAUUCCCACCUCCCGGGUCACCCGGAGCUCGGCCUUACCCCGGGCAUCAAGUUCAGCUCCGGUCGUCUGGGUCACAUGUGGGGCAUGGUGAACGGCAUUGCCAUGGCCAAUAAGGAUAAGAACGUUGUGAUGCUCGGAUCUGAUGGAUCUCAGCAAGAAGGAAAUGACGCCGAGGCUGCGCGCAUCGCGGUCGCCAAUAAGUUGAACGUUAAGCUCUUUAUCGAUAACAAUGACGUCACAAUCGCUGGGCAUCCCUCAGAAUACCUCAAGGGCUACGAGGUGAGCCGCACCCUUGACGGACAUGGUAUGAAGGUCCUGCGCGCACAGGGCGAGAACCUCGACUCCUUGUACCCUGCCAUGUGCGAGGUGAUCAACUACGAUGGUCCCGCUGCUGUGGUUGUCGACCGCAAAAUGGCUCCUGGUAUCGAGGGUAUUGAGGGCGAGUGCCAUGCGCACGACGUGAUCACCGUGGAUAUUGCCCGCAAGUACCUUACCAAGCGUGGAUACAGCGAGAAGCAGCUUGCUUUCUACGAUGAGAUUAAGCCUGGCUCCAACCCUCACACAUAUAAGGGUUCCACCAAGGACAAGGGUGCUAACCGGACUAUCUUCGGUGACGCCGUGAACGAUAUUCUUGAUAAACUGAGCAAGGAGGAGGCCCAGCGCCGCGUUAUGGUCAUCGACUCGGACUUGGCAGGUUCCACGGGGCUGAAGGCCAUCGGUGCCAAGCACCCCGAGUCCUUCGUUGCAUCCGGUGUGAUGGAGCGCGGCAAUUUCUCUGCUGCUGCUGGAUUCGGAUUCGGCAGCAAUGGAGAGCGCCAGGGUGUCUUCUCCACCUUCUCUGCCUUCCUGGAGAUGUGUAUUUCCGAGAUCACCAUGGCCCGUUUGAACGACUGUACCGUUCUAUCACACUUCUCGCACAGCGGUAUUGACGAGAUGGCGGACAACACCUGCCACUUCGGUCUGAACCACUUCUUCGCCGACAACGGUCUGAUGGAUUCCGGCAGCACAUCUCUGUACUUCCCUGCCGACGGCGAACAGAUGAAGGCCGUUGUUAACGAGGUCUUCUGGAACAAGGGCCUGCGCUUCAUCUUUUCCACUCGUUCCAAGGUCCCCUACAUCCUGAAGGAAGGCACCGACGAGAAGCUCUUCGGCAAGGGCUACAAGUUCGUCCCUGGCAAGGAAGAGAUCAUCCGCAAGGGCUCUGCUGGAUAUAUCGUGUCGUACGGUGACAUGCUCUACCGCUCGCUCGAUGCGGUUGAGAACCUGCGCGCAGAGGGUAUUGACGUUGGUCUGAUCAACAAGCCCACUCUCAACGUGGUCGACGAGGAGACCAUCAAGGUUUACGGAUCUUCACCGUUCGUCCUGGUCGUUGAGUCGAUUGCCCAAAAGACCGGUCUCGGCUCUCGCCUUGGUACCCACCUUCUACAGCGCGGCUUGACACCUAAGUUCAAGUCCAUCGGUGCUGUCAGGGAGGGCUGCGGUGGUCUGUACGAGCAAGUGAAUGCUCAGGGUCUUGGACCCAGCAAAAUCAUCGAUGCCGUCAAGGAGAUUGCCGGACAGUGA